GAGUGGCCUGGUUGGGGACCGGGCUCUGGAGGCGGUGCUUGCUCGCGGCCGCACCACGCCUCUCCCGCAGGAAGGCGCCCGCGAAGGCUCAGCUGCCCGGUUCACAGAGAGCCGGCGGCUGCGGUUCGACCUAAGAGACACCGGCGUCCGUCCUCAGGCCUCCGGUCCGUCCUCAGACCACCCACGGGCGGUCCCAGGGGGUCCCGGAACGCCGGCCGGCGGGAACCCGGAGGCCGGAAACCAUGAGCGGCGUCCUGCGCUCCGGAUCAAGCAGCUGGCGGCGGGCGGCCACCUUGGUGCUGGCGGCGGGCUGGGCGCACCCAGGCCCCGGAGCCCCGGCGCUGCCGCCGCUGCCCAACGAGGGCUUCCGGCUGCUGCUGCUGCAGCGCUCCUCGCAGCAAGGCUUCAUGCCCGGGGCGCACGUCUUCCCGGGCGGCGUGGUGGACGCGGCCGACGGCUCGGACGAAUGGCUGCGCCUCUUCGCGCCGCACCACGGGCCGCCGCGCUUCGGCCUGGGCUCCCCGCCGCCCUCGCGCACCACCUUCCCGGUGCUGCCCGCCGCGGGGCCCGACACCGCCGCGGAGGACCGCGCGGGGCUGCCGGACGACGUGGCCUUCCGCAUCUGCGCCAUCCGCGAGACCUUCGAGGAGGCGGGCGUGCUGCUGCUGCGGCCCCGCGCCUCGCCGCCGCCCGCCGCGCCCGAGCCGGGCCGCGCCCUCCCGCCGCCCGCCGGCCUGGCCGCCUGGCGCGCCCGCGUCCGCCGCGACCCGCGCGACUUCCUGCGCCUGUGCGCGCACCUCGACUGCACCCCCGACAUCUGGGCGCUGCACGACUGGAGCGUCUGGCUCACGCCCUUCUCGCGGCGCGGCGGCCGCCGCUUCGACACGACCUUCUUUCUGUGCUGCCUGCGUGACCCGCCGCCCGUCUACCCGGACUUGGAAGAGGUGGUGGGCAGCCAGUGGUCAUCUCCGUUAGAGGCAACUGAAAGUUUCAUAUCAAAAGAAAUUUGGAUGGCACCCCCACAGUUCUAUGAAAUAAGAAGACUUGAAAACUUUGCCUCUCUCUCUGACUUGCACAAGUUUUGUUUGGAUCAUGUAUUAGAAGGGGUGGAAAGAUGGAUGCCGAUCUUAUUAUUAACUGCUGAUGGGCAGAUCUCACUUUUACCAGGAGAUGAGCUGUACUUAGAAGACUCAAACUUCUUAGAAAACCUUUUGUCCACUGAAAAAAAGACUGAAGAAAUCAUGAAGGAAGGCAAGAAAUUUCACCGAGUAGUGAUCUACAGUCGCCAUGUUUAUAGUAUCCAUGUGACUGUUCAGUCAAAGUAUAAACAUGUUUAUCCUAAGACCUAUGUAAUAAAUAAGAGCCAUUUGUAGUGCAUUGUUUAAAGCUGGCCUACUUGAAGUUGUCCUAAUAAAUAAUGGGCGAUAAAUAGACUUGCUUGGAACUUGAAGGAACUUUGUGCCUAUAAAAGUUUUAGUACAGUGUUUUAUAUUUCAAGUGUAUUAUGGAGCUUUCUUGCUUAUUUUGUCUAAACCUUACAGUGUCACGCAAGUAUAAAGUAUUAGUGAUCUUUUUACUAAAAUGAGAAAAAAAAUUUCACAAGGGUUUCCACUUCUGUAUUGUUUUAUUAUCAAAAGUUUAAAUAAAAUGUUCUACUGCCAUUGUUUUUUAAA
Molecule: messenger RNA, 1673 nt
Organism: Myotis myotis
Lineage: Eukaryota; Metazoa; Chordata; Mammalia; Chiroptera; Vespertilionidae
Gene: NUDT19
Product: nudix hydrolase 19
Exons: 3
Coding region: 243-1373 (376 amino acids)
Cellular component (GO): mitochondrion
Molecular function (GO): hydrolase activity, acting on acid anhydrides, in phosphorus-containing anhydrides
Source: RefSeq, a predicted model, not a curated record